AUGAAACAAAUCCGUCCACCUUUAAAAUGAAGCUCUCUCUUCUUAUAGUGGUCCUUCCCGCUAGUUGUUUUGUAACUCCUCUCUUACAAGUUAAUAACUCUACUACGAAGUUCUCGAUUGAUGUUGCCCCGGUAGAGCUGGAUGUCGCCCCGGCAGGGCGUGAACCGCUCAAUACAAGCCUCGCAAAUAUUGGUCGCCGAGUUAUUGGCCCCCGAGACGCCCGCACAAAUCCACCAUGCCCACCUGGGCAGACAUUCAGUAGCUCCAUCUGUUUUACCUACUCGAUCAUAAGUCGCUUCUGUAAUACUGCUCAAGGUGGUCCAGGGGAAAGGAGAGAAAUUUUCUGUCAUGCCGACGAAGUCUGUGUGCAGCGCUUACUAUCCAAUGGCAGAACUUACGCUGAUUGCCUUCCACUUGUUUCGGUUAUAAAGUGGAGGUCAGGCCCAAGUAGUUCACAACAAGGCUGCACUGAUGUUAGUAGUAAGCGAGGGAAAACACACAGCCUUGGAACAAUUGCUUAUGACACAAAUUCGCACCCUAUCCAAGUCGACAAGAUCUUGUACUUAGGAGAACCUGGUGAUGUAAAUAAGGGAAUUGGCGGCUCAACAUCUUUUUUUACUAGCGAACCCUGGAAUUUCGAUGGUGGAAACCAUAUGCAGGCUUGUGUUACUACUGGGGGUGCUACAGGCCUGCAUCUCUUUACGUGGAUUAUUUAAUAGUAAGGGUUAGGGGCAGCUACUCUGAUAUUCUACUGCGGAAUGCGUUGAGAUUUAGGCAUUCUUAUAUAAC
Molecule: messenger RNA, 789 nt
Organism: Colletotrichum destructivum
Lineage: Eukaryota; Fungi; Ascomycota; Sordariomycetes; Glomerellales; Glomerellaceae
Exons: 2
Coding region: 27-716 (229 amino acids)
Source: RefSeq, a predicted model, not a curated record